This is a messenger RNA of Aspergillus melleus, 2248 nucleotides long. RefSeq names its product O-acetylhomoserine aminocarboxypropyltransferase/cysteine synthase family protein. Bases 343 to 1620 code for a protein of 425 amino acids. Gene Ontology annotation, molecular function: pyridoxal phosphate binding; transferase activity, transferring alkyl or aryl (other than methyl) groups. The transcript is spliced from 3 exons. Gene Ontology annotation, biological process: transsulfuration. NCBI's taxonomy places the organism in Eukaryota, Fungi, Ascomycota, Eurotiomycetes, Eurotiales, Aspergillaceae. The record is from RefSeq and is a predicted model, not a curated record.
CCAUGUUGGAGCAGCCUAUCCAGCCCGGCGCUCAACGCUUUGAGACGCUACAGCUCCAUGCAGGGUAGGUACUUCAAGUUUGCUUACAAUUUCUACUGUUGAACAAAGCUAAUAGAGAUAUCUACAGGCGCUUUCCGGAUGCCCUAAACAGCUGUGCCACCCCUAUCUACACUUCAGCGGUUGGUAGAACCUCCGUCAAUUUGGCGUGCGAAGACUGAUAAAGUCCCACAGGCUUUUUCUUUCAACAACUCGGAGCAUGGCGUCCGGCUACUUGAACUCAGCGAAUUUGGAAACAUCUACAGCCGUAUCACGAAUCCCACGGUCAGCGUCUUCCAGAACCGCAUGGCUGCUUUAGAAGGUGGUGUAGCAGCAUGCGCCACGGCCUCUGGUACAGCGGCUGUCUCGAUGACGCUCAUGGCUCUUGCUGGCCUUGGCGAUAACAUCGUUGCCUCUUCGACAGUACAUGGCGGUACAUUUCACCAGUUCAAGGUCCUAGCACCACAGCUUGGAAUUGAAUGCCGCUUCGUGUCGUCCAACGAUCCGGAAGAAUUCCGCGCGCAGAUCGAUAGCCGAACGAAGUUUCUUUUUGUCGAGAGCAUCAGUAACCCGAAGUACGAGGUUCCGGAUUUCGAGGCCCUGGCAGAGAUCGCACAUAGUAAUGGAAUUGUGCUGAUUUGCGACAACACUUUCGGAUGUGCAGGGUACUUCUGUCGUCCGAUCGAUCACGGCGUGGAUAUCGUGCUGCACUCAGCCACGAAAUGGAUCGGAGGUCACGGAACCACCCUCGGCGGUGUUAUCGUCGAUGCCGGUAACUUCGACUGGGGCCAGCAUCGAGACAAAUACCCUCAGUUCCACGCGGACGGUGCCUCAGAAGGAAGCGGCGAAGUCAGCCUGUGGAAGCAGUUCGGUCGACGCGCAUUCGCCAUACGGUGUCAGUUCGAGGUUCUACGAGACCUUGGCGGCACACUCAGCCCGCAGGCUGCUCAACAGUUGCUGAUCGGACUGGAAUCGCUAGCUGUGCGAUGCGAUCGGCACGCCUCAAACACGGAGGCUCUUGCCCAGUGGCUUGCUGAGCAACCGCAGGUCUCGUGGGUGCGUCAUCUAGGCCAGGAAGACCAUCCUUGCCACCGCAAUGCAAAUCGGUACCUGCAGCGCGGGUACGGGGCUGUGUUCAGCUUCGGUAUAAAAGGUGGCAAACAGGCGGGAUUUCGACUCUGUGAUAACUUGGAGAUGGUUAUCAACACGACCAAGUUCGUAUUAUUGCCUCCUAGAUGUCCCUGGUCGUUCUAUGCUGACGGCGUCACUAGCCUGGGAGAUUCCAAGACCCUCGUCGUCCAUCCGUGGACCACAACGCACCAGCAACUCACCGACGCGGAAAGAUUUGCUGCCGGAGUAACGGAAGACCAUAUUCGUCUCUCCGUUGGUAUCGAGCAUAUUGAAGAUAUCAAGGACGACUUUCGGCAGGCAUUUGCGGCGUUGGAUAAGCCAGCCACUGAAAGCCAAGCGGCGAUCCUGCAUUAUAAAGAGCAGAAGGAGAUUAUUCGAUCCUUGUAUGGGACGCUAGAUAGUGCUCCAGAGCAGCCUCAAGUUAAACAGACUGAGACAAAUGGGGUUCACUGACUUCUUUGUUGGGAUGGAUGGAAAUGAUGAAUGGGUCUGGCGGAGAGAACUGAUUAUGUUUUGUAGCCGCUGGGGUGUAACAGCCAAGAUAUGGCCUGUGUAUAGAACACCAUGAAAGGCCUCUAUUCUUCCUACAGCCAAUCAACCUAGUUCUUACAUUAAAUCAAGACAUCCAUUUCAUUACUUUUGUGGUCGAAUUUGAUUACCGAGAGCGCUAUCUGGCACUCUUGGGUUGUUGUUGACAUGUGCACUAUAUAUUUUCAUGUAUCGAUACUGAAGAACUUGUGUUUUGCAAUCGAUUAAACCAGGGAUACCGGUGCUUCAUCAAGAUUAUCUAUCCGAAGAAAGACUACUAGACACCAUCGUAAUUACCACAAUGAAAAUCCAAAACUGAAAUGAUCAAAUUGGUGGAAGUACAUCGAGUGAGCAAGACGCAAUGCUUGGCAGAUGCCACCUCAGGCAGUAAGGCAUGCAUCCGAAACGGGAAGUGGUAGCAAAACAACAAAAAGUGCAGAACCUGAGUUGGAGCAGAAAAUUUCAUUUUGAUGGCAAGUGAGGUACUUUUGUAGGCCUCGGAGUGUGAGAAUUGCAUAUUGAUCAGCCCAUGAAUCCCCGCCUGACGCAGUCC